AUGCCGCCGCUGAAACCUCCUUUCUCUCCUUCCUACAGGCAGUCUGCCGUCGAUGCCGCUGCUCACGGUGCGCCGGGCGACGGGAAGACACCGCAGGCUGGGCCAUCUUCAGCCGGACCGCUGCACAUCAAGCUCGAUCCCAUAGGCACGCUGCCGACCAUCGCCCGCGUCAAGGAGCCGUACACCGAGCGAGAGACGAGACACGGCAGCCAUUUAGUAUACCUGGUGGAGGAUGAGGGCAUCGACAGGUUCGUCGCCGGCGACUUGAGCGUCAAGCGGCUGAACGACAUCCACGGCCUGCUCUGGAUGGCUGGACGACCGCUCAACGCGCGCAAGAUGCAGCGGUACAAGAUGAUCGGCUUCGAAUUCCUGCCCACGGAGCAGGCAGACCUGCAUCUCAUCCAUUUCUCGAACAAGAUCUACAUCAAGUCGCUGCCGGACUACAUCCUCGACUACGACUUUUGGGAGAAAUACCUGUGCAAGGACAACGAGCUGCACAAGCUGGCGUGCGGCUUCUUGCUCUCCUGGGUCUGGCUGAUAUGCUCGCCCAUCGACCUCCAGCUGGCCAAGGACGCCCAUCUCGUCUCGCCCCGGAUUACCUGGCCCUGGUGGAAGCAGUUUGUCAAGGACUUCAACCGGCACGUCGACUUCAACACCCUCAAAGAGGUCAACAAGCGAUAUCACUUUGGCGAGCUCAGGCUGGGGCGCAUCAACACUAUCUUCCGCCUGCGUUUCUUCCGCUCGCACUUCAUCCGUGGCUAUCUGUACAGCUACAACCGGUACCAGGUCUUCUUUGAACGCAACUUUGGUUGGCUCAUCGGAGCAUUCGUGUAUAUCUCCGUCGUGCUAUCGGCCAUGCAGGUCGGCACCGCCAUACCGCCGUUGAACGAGAGCGUGGCCUUCCAUAGGGCGUCGUACGGCGUAGUCGUCCUGUCUAUCGUUGCCGUGGCUGCUUGCCUCGUCUUUGUCGUCAUUCUCUUCUCCUGGAUCUACCUCUACAACAUGGUUGCUGCCAUCUGGCACUCACGCAGCGAGCGGCAGAAGAGGAAGAAACUCGCUUCCCAGCGUGCUGAAAAGACUGAGCUCGCUGACUGA
Messenger RNA from Nannizzia gypsea CBS 118893, 1095 nucleotides. RefSeq lists its product as hypothetical. Bases 1 to 1095 code for a protein of 364 amino acids. The transcript has a single exon. The record is from RefSeq and is a predicted model, not a curated record. Lineage: Eukaryota; Fungi; Ascomycota; Eurotiomycetes; Onygenales; Arthrodermataceae.